Messenger RNA from Gadus chalcogrammus (walleye pollock), 1176 nucleotides. Its product is annotated as gonadotropin-releasing hormone II receptor-like. Bases 1 to 1176 code for a protein of 391 amino acids. Gene Ontology annotation, cellular component: membrane. Lineage: Eukaryota; Metazoa; Chordata; Actinopteri; Gadiformes; Gadidae. The record is from RefSeq and is a predicted model, not a curated record. Gene Ontology annotation, molecular function: gonadotropin-releasing hormone receptor activity; peptide binding. The transcript is spliced from 4 exons. Gene Ontology annotation, biological process: G protein-coupled receptor signaling pathway.
AUGCUCUGCUCACCUCAUUAUCAAGUUAUUAUUGAACCGCCUUUCUCACACUGCUGUCACAUCCUGCUCCCCCUCCUCCCCCCCUCCUCCUCCCCCAUCCUCCUCCCGAACUCCUCCCACCCGUCCCCUCCGGCUGAAUGGGCCACGCCCACCUUCACCCGCGCUGCCCAGGUCAGGGUCGGCGCCACGUUUGUCCUCUUCGUCUUCGCCGCCUGCAGCAACCUGGCCCUGUUGAUCAGCGUAUGGCGGGGCCGCGGCCGACGCUUGGCCUCCCACCUGCGCCCGCUCAUCAUGAGCCUGGCGUCGGCGGACCUGAUGAUGACCUUCGUGGUGAUGCCGCUGGACGCCGUGUGGAACGUGACGGUGCAGUGGCGCGGCGGCGACGUGCUGUGCCGGCUGCUGUCCUUCCUCAAGCUGUUCGCCAUGCAGUCGUCCGCCUCCAUCCUCGUGGUCAUCAGCCUGGACCGCCAGCACGCCAUCCUACACCCCCUGGACUCGCUCAGCGCCCACCACCGCAACCGGCGCAUGCUGGGCCUGGCCUGGAGCCUGAGCUUACUGCUGGCCUCACCACAGCUGUUUAUAUUCGGGGCACUGAAGGCUGAAGGAGUGGACUUCACGCAGUGUGUUACACACGGCAGCUUCCCCCGGCGUUGGCAGGAGACCCUCUACAACAUGUUCCACUUCGUUACGCUCUACGUCGUCCCCCUGCUGGUCAUGGCCUGCUGCUACUCCCGAAUCCUCCUCCACAUCAACCGCCAGCACCAGCAGAACAAGGCCGGAGAGUCAUACCUGAGGCGCAGCGGAACAGACAUGAUCCCCAAGGCUCGCAUGAAGACCCUGAAGAUGACCAUCAUCAUCGUGAUGACCUUCAUCGUGUGCUGGACUCCGUACUACCUGCUGGGCAUCUGGUACUGGUUCCAGCCACAGAUGCUGGCGGUGACACCCGAGUACGUCCACCACGGCCUGUUUGUGUUCGGGAACCUCAACACCUGCUGCGACCCCAUCAUCUACGGCUUCUACACGCCCUCCUUCAGGGCCGACCUGAGCGCCUGCUGCUGCUGCCCCGCCCCCAGCGCCGCCGGGGCCUCCCCCAGGUCUCUGGACCGCCUCUCCGCCCGACAGCAACCCCACAGCGGGGAGCCCGACUCGGACCCAGCCAGCGCCCACCACACAUAG